Messenger RNA from Eruca vesicaria subsp. sativa (arugula), 713 nucleotides. NCBI's taxonomy places the organism in Eukaryota, Viridiplantae, Streptophyta, Magnoliopsida, Brassicales, Brassicaceae. The record is from the annotation of a GenBank genome assembly.
AAUCAAUCAACAAUAUUUCAGAAAAAAAAAAGACAAUGAGUGAGCUUUUCUACUCUCUCCCAACUUGGGAUCUCCAUAACCUUGGAUCAUUCUUCAACCAAAACUUCAGUUUAGAUUCAUGUGGCCACAUUGAUGAAUCGCCCGAGAAUAUAUUACAUUCGCCGGAGGAGGAUAUCAUCGGCGACGUUUCCACUGGCUACCUCGAAGACGCACUCAUCGAGUUCAGUGGGAAAAGCAAACGGAGACGUCUUUCGUUCAACGCUGAGGACAAACCAAAUAACCACUUUGACAAUCAUCAGAAUAAUUGGGGCAUGUCUGAGACUUAUAGUUGCACGAGUAGUCAGUUUGCAGCAGACGAAUCUCCAAAUUCAUCCGUCAAUAUUUGUUCAGAGGCUUUAAAUCAUUCAAAACAUUCUUUCGAGCCAUCUACGUCCACUUCAAAGAAAAAUCACUGUGACAAGAAGAAAAGAGUGGUGUAUCCAUUUGGAUUGGUGAAACCAGGUGGUCGAGAAGAAGAUGUAACCCUAAAUGACAUAAAUAAGAGGAUUCUCAUGCCGUCGGCUCGGCCAGUUCGGCAUCCCGUUGGAGCAUUUGCCUGCCGCCCGUGUCUCUCUGCUAAUGGACCGGGUCUCUCAGGCAAAGCCGUGGUUGCUUUCACCAAGAUAUACACGUUAGGGAAGGGUACAAUUACCAUAAUAAGAACUAAGGGGUGA